Molecule: messenger RNA, 3810 nt
Organism: Osmerus eperlanus (European smelt)
Lineage: Eukaryota; Metazoa; Chordata; Actinopteri; Osmeriformes; Osmeridae
Gene: sox19b
Product: SRY-box transcription factor 19b
Exons: 2
Coding region: 441-1325 (294 amino acids)
Biological process (GO): cell differentiation; regulation of DNA-templated transcription; anatomical structure morphogenesis
Molecular function (GO): RNA polymerase II cis-regulatory region sequence-specific DNA binding; DNA-binding transcription factor activity, RNA polymerase II-specific
Source: RefSeq, a predicted model, not a curated record
AUCCCAAGUGAAAGGAAGAAGUUUUUGUCGUCCCACGUAUCGCCUCAGUCUGAGUGAAUCGCUGUUCUACAAGUGGUUAUCUGUGACUCUCCUGCGAAAGGAAAGAUAGAUACACACGUUGAUUGAAGGAGUUUGUUUGUUUUUGCAACAAGCAAACAGUCCGGCAACUUACUAUUUUGCUUUGCUUUCUACCUUGAGGUAAUGAUCGUUUCACACAAAGUCGUAAUUUAACACUUGUGCGUUCGUUUCGGUACUGGUGCGUCUUGUUCUGUCCUAAUUAGCUAAUUCGGUACAGUUGGUGCGUGCAGCUCCACUAGUGUUCCGGUAUAGGAAAACCACAGCCAAAAGUCGCCAGGUAAACGGCGACAAAGGCUGGGACGGUUUAGGUUGAUUUUUUAAAUAUAUAUUUUUGCAUUUUAGCUGUCACAACUAAGUCGAAGAUGUAUAGUAUGAUGGAACACGAGCUGAAGCCUCCUGGCCAACAGCAGUCUCACCAGACCUCCCAAGGGAUGUCUCCGGUGAACGGAAUGGUCAGCUCCCACCCGGGAUCCAAAUCAGCGUGUCCUCCCGGAGUGGACCCUAUGGACAAAGUCAAGCGGCCCAUGAACGCCUUCAUGGUCUGGUCGCGUGGCCAGCGGCGCAAGAUGGCCCAGGAAAACCCUAAAAUGCACAACUCUGAGAUCAGCAAGAGGCUGGGGGCGGAGUGGAAACUUCUCACCGACGCUGAGAAAAGACCGUUUAUCGACGAGGCCAAGCGGCUCCGGGCCGUACACAUGAAGGACUACCCCGACUACAAGUACAAGCCCCGUCGCAAGACCAAGCCCCUGCUCAAGAAGGACAACCAGGUGGGCAAGUACCCGCUGUCCGCGGGGAACCUGCUGGCUGCUGCCGCCGCCCAGGGACAGGGUGGAAGCCCACGGAUGGACAGCUACGGGUGGGGUCCUACUGGCGGUUACGCCGGCAUGCAGGGCGAGGCCCUUGGAUAUACCCAGCAGCUCCACCGCUACGACCUGUCAGCUCUACAGUACCCUCCGGCCAUGACGGCGCAGACGUACAUGAACGGCGGCAACUCCUACAGCCCCAUGUCCUACAGCAGCAGUCCCCAGCAGCCCAGUCCGGUCAUGUCCAUGGUGAAGCCCGAGCCUGUGUCCCACUCCCCGACGGGGGGCCACAACCCCCACCGAGGGCCUCUCCAAGGGGACCUCAGGGACAUGAUCAGUAUGUACAUCCCAGGGGGGGACGCCAGCGACCCUGCCUCCCAGAGGGGCUACACCAGCGUCCAGCAGCACUACCUUGGAGGAACCAUGCCCCUCACACACAUCUAGGAGGCAGAGGAACCAAACCUGGGGCUGGGACUCAAACCAACACACACACACACCUGGACUGGGAAGGUAGAUGUACCUGGCAUGGCCAUGUUCUCAUGGCCAUGCCAGGUACAAACACACACCCCUACACUGAGACUGAACCCAAGUACAGACGAGUACAAACACACACACACACUCUCCACGGUCCUGUUACAUUUAGUCACAACAAAAAACUAUUUUUCUACCUCUUCAUUUUCUGUUCUCUGGCCACACCCCUCCCUCCCUCCGUCCUCCCCCUGGGCCAUCUCUCCCCUCAUCCCUCUGACUGACACCCCCUGGACCAUCUGUCAUGCUGAAAAUCCCAGUCUUCCUGAUGAACUUCUGGUUAUGAAGGACCCCCCCCCCCCCCCCCCUGUGUUUAUGUACAUAUUUUGAUAUUCUUUCCCCCCCAUUUUUGUUUUUAAAAACGUAAUGAACUGAACUUGACGUCAUUAACUUCCAUUCAGCCUCCACCCCCCCCCCCACACCUUUACAUGUUCCGGAACCCUUCCCAGUGUUCCGACACGUGAUUAGGGUUCCAUCAGCUUUCCACAAUGUUCCAUUGUGCGGUCCUCCCUGGAUAGCUCCCCGCGGGCACCGUCCGCUUCCCCUCGCGGUGUUGGGCAAUCACAACCGAUCCCAAACUGGUUGCCCACCCGGGUGAGAGUGGGGGGGCGGUUGGAACCGUACAAUAGACACCCAUGGGAUGCGCUUGGGAACCAGGUCAGAUAAUCGAAAACCUGCAGGGGCCAGUGACAUACAAAUCACAUGACCUCCCCCCCCCCCACACACACACACACACACACACGCGCACACUGAGAAUUCUAGAACCAGUUUGUGUAACCCGAUGGAGUGAUGGGGUGGGGUGGUUCUCUGGUAACACUGGAUGUCAGAUUGAGUGUGAACUUGGGGGGUGUAUACUCAUAUACACAGAUGACUUGAAACACCAGUGCGAGUUUAGGUUUUAUAUAUAUUUUUAAGUACACCGCCUUUGGGUGCCUUGUGCUUGGUGACAUAAGUGCUCUUGUAGUUUCAAAAAACGAUCAAUCCCAUGAGCUGACACAUGGUAGGCAUCCUGUUGGACAAUCUCAUUAGUUGUCUGGAUUCAGUGGAAACCCACAUUCGGUGUCUGCUAGUCCUGCUGGCCUGACUACUGCGUUGGUCCGCAACACCUAAGCCUUCUGGCUGGUAUGUAUGGAGGCUUGGUGCUGGCUAACCUUACAGCAGGCAGCAACACAUCCAACUCUUCAGCAACACAUUUAACUUUUAAGCAUUAUUUUUUUUUGUCUGAUUUUUAAAUUCAUCGACUUUACAGUUUUAACAUCCUGUCCCGUUGCCGUGGUUUAGAGUUUUGCUGUACCAUGUAACCAUGGUUAUUAGAUGACAUUCUGACCGGUUUGUAAAUGAUCUGUUUGGUACUGCUGCCAGCGACACAGUUGCCCACACUUCCUGUAGUGUCCAGGGAGACAGGCUUAGCAUGCCUGGACUACAGUAUACAAUCACUGGAUGCAUUUGGAUUAAGUUUAUUAGCCUGCUGGCUGUUAGGUGAUCAACAUGUGAACUACAAAUUCAACAAGUUUGUCUCUUUUACAAAUGACACUUGAGUGAUGUUCUCCAGGCCAAAUGUAAAAACCACAAGCAAAGUUGAUUGGACCUAUCAAUUCAGUUUGUGUCUUAAUUGUCAUGUAAACUCCUGAAGUCGUUUCACUUCAAUCACGUAUGAGAACCGACAUGAGGGUAACUUUAGCUCGUAGGGAUGUCGUUAGGCCCAACUUGAAGAUUCCCACUUCCCAACUAUUUUGCCGUUAAAAUGACUAUCCUUAUGUGUGUGAGAUGCAUCUUGAAAUGGUUGGCUUAAGUGUGAUUACAAGAAUUAUGCUCAAUUUUAGUUUCUGUCCAUCUACAAUCGCUAACCCUGUUCAUUAUUAGUUAACCAGUGCUGCUACGAAGUUAGGUGUGAGGGAAAUGUUUGUUUGUUUUUUUUUUCUUUGUCUGAGAUCUCUGGGUUUAGAUUGUUAGACCUGUUGGAUUUGCAUUUUUACAAUUUUGUGAGGAUUCCACCCAUUAGUGUUAUGCAAUCCAUGAACUAACAAGAACUUGCUUGCAUUGAAAAAGGGAAUUUUUGUCACUAUACUGAUAGCCUUUUACUUCAAUAUCUGGCGGGAUUUGAAAUGAUGUAAUUUAUAUGAAAGUAAUAAUGAACACGAGAAUGUUUACAUUGCAAUCCAAGUAUGUAAAACUUAACGUUUGUUUUUCACUUUUGUAUUUCUAUUUUAGUAUGUUAAUACUUUUGCUGGCUGUAAAUAUACUGCAAGAUGUAAAGUCUUGUCAGGUGGUUGUGUAUAGUGUAUAAACAUUCUUUUUAAGAUCCUUAUACUAAGGAUCUUGGUUUUUUUUUUGGUUCAAAACUGUUAUUGUUCGUAUGGCAAUGAUGACAAAAAAAAAGUUAAUAAAAAGUCAAAACAAA